Canariomyces notabilis is the source of this 1245-nucleotide messenger RNA. RefSeq names its product EF-hand. Gene Ontology annotation, cellular component: intracellular membrane-bounded organelle; cytosol; membrane. The transcript has 4 exons. Gene Ontology annotation, molecular function: calcium ion binding. Lineage: Eukaryota; Fungi; Ascomycota; Sordariomycetes; Sordariales; Chaetomiaceae. The record is from RefSeq and is a predicted model, not a curated record. The coding region runs from base 357 to 932 and encodes 191 amino acids.
UACCAAGCUACCUGCCGUACCCAGCAUAGUCGUCCUGUGCCCGCCAGCCGUUACUGUCAUCCACCUUCAAAACUCCAGUGAACCACGAGUUUCUAAAACAUCGUCCCGCUGUUCCCGACUUUAGCAUUUGACCCACCUAGUUCUGCUGUUCUGUAUACCCUCCUCAACAGAUACAUUACCUACUGACGACCACAAACCCAAUUCGGCAAGAGUCAUACAGCGAGAGAUCUUUGGUCUUUACCUACCUAACUGAAUAGAGCGCCCAACCCUUGUCGCAAAGCCCCUCGCAUCUCAACCCCGCCAGCGGCAACACCAUCCAGCCACGGCUGCUACAAUAACAUAUCUUUCCGGCCGAUAUGGGCAAUUUGCAGUCCAAGAAGCUCCCGGAUGACCAGCUGAAGGAGCUACAAAAGUCAACCAACUUUGACAAGAAGGAGCUGCAGCAAUGGUAUAGAGGUUUCUUGAAAGACUGCCCCUCGGGCAUGCUCACCAAGGGCGAGUUCCAAAAGAUCUACGCCCAGUUCUUCCCUUUUGGCGACCCUUCGACCUUCGCCGACUAUGUCUUCAACGUCUUCGACACGGACAAGUCGGGCACCAUCGACUUCAAGGAGUUCAUCUGCGCCCUGAGCGUCACGAGCCGCGGCAAGAUGGAGGACAAGCUCGACUGGGCGUUCCAGUUGUACGACAUUGACGGCGACGGCAAAAUCAGCUACGACGAGAUGCUCAAGAUCGUCGAGGCGAUUUACAAGAUGGUCGGCUCAAUGGUCAAGCUCCCCGAGGACGAGGACACGCCUGAGAAGCGAGUCAAGAAGAUCUUUCGGAUGAUGGACAAAGACGAGAACGGCAGUCUUGACAUGAAGGAGUUCAAGGAAGGCAGCCAGCGCGACGCGACAAUCGUGUCGGCGCUGUCUCUGUACGACGGUCUAGUGUGAAAAUGGAGGCCGAGGCCUCCCGGGGGGCGGGCAUUCUUGUUUUUGUCUUUUGGUUUCUAACUAGUGUAAGGUGGGCUCUCUGGAGAGGGAUGGAAAUAUGGGCGGCGUGUCGUGUGUUGUGUGUCGGGCGAUUCGGGUUACAAAGGGACCUGUAUGCGAUUGGUUUCGCCGCUUCACCUGUUAUCCGCUGCAGAUGAGGCUGAAGCCUCAUCAUGCAAGGCCCUCAGGGUUUUAGGUUAGAUGGGACAAGCAAACUUUGCAAUGAGAUACCUCAAAUUUAACUCUUCUGGGUUGUUUGCAGCUGCCACAGAAC